UAUGCAGUAGCCUACUGGUCUGUGUUUCAGCAUCGUUCCAAGCCCUCACAAGUGAACUCCUCGUAAUCCAGAGUAAUCUGAGAAGCCUGCAAGAUGAACAAAAUCCUGCUACUGAUGGCCUGUGCGGUCACUCUCGGUGCCGCUGGACGGAUUACUGUGAAUCCAGGCACGGCUCAGGGUAUAGGACGCAUGUCCCUUGGGGAUCUGCAGCGUCAAAGGUUUAUUCUGGAUAUUGUGCAAAACAUCCAGGAGCCGCUGCAGAAUGAUGAACUCAUCCGACUGGAUCAGGGUUUGAUUGUGGAGCCUCAGCGUUACCGCGGCGGCAUUGAUGGGGAAAUGCAGCGCGUCAUUGACUUGGAUCGCCAACGGCGUCUGCUCGACGAGCAUCAGAUCUGCUCGGUUGUCCGCGUGGAGGACGUGCAGCAGCUUCGUGGCAUCUACCGCCUGCUGGUGCGUGCCGUGGACUUCGAGACUCUGCAGCGCAACGUCGUCUACCUGCGAAGGAACAUCAAUCCCGUUCUGCUGAUUAACGCUUUGGUACGCGCCAUUCGCGAUCGCGAGGACACCCAGUCCCUGAUCGUUCCCGCUGUCCAAGAGCUGCUGCCCGAGCUGUACCUGGACCAGCAGGUGGUCGAGCAGGUUCAGCGCAUUCAAGAGGAGCAGACUCAGCGCCCCUCCCUCAUCGAUGUGGUUGGACUGGGCCAUCGGGGACCCAUGAACCCCAUGAUGAACAUUUUGAACCCGUGGCGCGAAAUGCGCAUGCACAUGGCGUUGAUUAGGCAGCAAGGACAAAAGUCGCGUCUGUCGCAGCUUGGAAACAACCGCGUGGUCAUCCCCAUCGAAGGACAGGAGCAGGGCUUAGGCACCUCCCUCCUCACCGACGAUAUUGGCCUGCGCAACUUUGUCCAGAAUCUCAUUCAGGAAUUGGCCCUUUUGGAGGGCGAGGAUGAGUCGCAAGAGGUUCCACUGCAUCGUAUUCCUCAGGGUAUGGAACAGGAUCAAGAUGAUGUCGUCAAUACUGGACGCCUGCUAUAUGUGAACCGUCGUCGCAUACAGCAGCAGAAGCAGCAGCAGCAGGAGGAUCAGCAGGAGAACAUCUCUGGCAACGAGAGACAGCGCUUCAUGCGUGUUCUCCGUCGUGACAACAACAACGACGAUGACGUAGAUGAUGAAGAGAUUAGGAUGGUUCGCGUGCCUCUGCAGCGCGGAAUCGGGCAGGGAAACAUUUACUUGGGAUCGCGCCAGGGAGGAGCCAUCGAUCUGCCCACCGUGAAUGCUGACAGCGAUCGCCUCUUGCACGUAAAUCGCCGCCGAGUGAACAGCAUUCAGCAGGAACAGGAACCAUUGCUGCAAACAGGAGGUGGCCAGCGCGUUCCGGGAUGGAUGCGCGGUAGCCGCUACAGCGAAGGGCGUCGGGUAGUCGAACAGGAUCAAGUGCAACAGCGAAAUGGCAACCAGGUGGAAAGCUUUGCCGACCAACUGGAGAGCGUCAGUCGCGACGAUGAGCGUCUGGUGCACAUCAACCGUCGUCGUCUCAAUCAGAUUGGCGUCGGCCAGCAGCAGAAGAUGCUCCCCCGUCGUGUGGCCUCCAUCGGUGAGGUGCGACAGGUGCUGGAUCGCCCCAUCCGAGAAGAGGAUAUUCUCAAGCUCAUCCGCAGCGAUCACCGUCUGUCCAUCAUGAGUGAUGACGAGAUCUUGGCCAUGCUCAAGCGAAACCGUGAGAAGCGUCUACAGAAUCCGACAAACAACGACGACGAUGCCGAUGAACAGCAGGUGGGAGAUUGGACUGAGCAGGAGGAGCAGCUGGAGCACCAGAGACAGGGACAACGAGUGCGCCGAAGCCUCACCAGCUAUCGCCAGCAGCAGGGUCUGGAUACGGAAAUGGAUUCCCGACGCAGCGAGAUUCUUCUACACAAUCUGCGCCAGCUGGUGGCUCGCCUGAACCAGGAGACCAUUGCCCAGGGACAGACCAUCGAGAAGAAGACCCUGUGGCUCAACAAUCCACGCCAGACCCAAUCCGAACGUUAUGCACUCCGCCUGGACCAGAUACGCAUCGAUUCCCUGCGUAGUCGUCAGCUCUUGGAUCAGAUCAACCAAAUCGAGCAGCGCAUGCAGCAGGCCAUUGGCCAGCUCAACAUACAAUCGAUCCGCGGUCAAUUCCAGGAGCAGCGUCAAGUGGAAGCCCUCAUUGCUGAUGUCCUGCUGGGCCGCCUUGGUCAAGUCGGCAUCCUGCGCAUCGUGCGCGAGUUGAUCCAAGAGAACAACCUGCAAGUCGAUCGCUCCGGCCUGGGUAUUCGCCUCAGCGAUCCCCUGGUCCAGUACACGCUAAGCCGCAUUGUCAGCAUCGUCGAUGAGCAGCGAGAGCAGCUCUUGGGUGGGUACAGGAGGGAGCAACUGGUCUUGCAGGGUGUGUCCAUCAAUGAUGUGCGCGUGGACAAGCUGCGCACUCGCAUUGAGGAGACCGACAUGGACCUGACCAACCUGAUUGGGCAGCAGGGUCGGCAAACGCAGCAGCAGGAGAUCCAGAGAACUAUUGUGGGCCGACAGCGACGCCUGAACAACAAGCCCUUCCUCAUCGACAUGGAUAUCAGCUCGGAGCGUGCGCAGGAGGUCGUCAUUCGUGUGUUCCUGGGCCCCAGCCUAGACUCCCAGGGCCGAGAUGCCUCCUUGGACCAGCGUCGACGUGACUUCGUCCUGUUGAACGCCAUUAACGUGGAGCUGAAGUCGGGCACCAACCGCAUCCAGCAGCGUUCCAUCGACAUUCCAUGGACCAGCCGCGAUGUGACGCCCCUCAGCGAGAUAUAUCGUCGUGUGAUGAUGCAGCUGCGCGGCCAGCAGGAGCUGGACACACAGGAAUUGGUCGGCGAGAAUGGACGUUUCCCGCAGCGUCUUCUCUUGCCCCGUGGCCGUCCUGAGGGCCUGCCCAUGCAGCUCCUGGUUAUUGUCUCGCCAGUUCUGGAGCAGCAGCAAUGGAGUAUCAUUCCCAGCGUAAGCUUGGGCAUAGGCUCUGCCUCGCUGCAGGACAUCCGUCCGCUCGGCUACCCCCUGGAUCGACCCAUUACCAACGAGCAGGAGCUGCUCCAAUUGCCUAAUGUCCAACUGCAGGAUGUGGUCAUUGUUCAGGAGAACUAAGCUUGAACGGACUACCAACCGAUCGACCGACCACCCGCCCUGUACCCCGUGCCCCAUUCGGAAGCCCACGAAUCGAAUCCUAGCUUAAACGAACUCAAAUCAUUUCUAUAAUCUUGUAAUCGUUGUACAUCCUAUAACUAUAUUAACUCUGAGUAAAAUCUUUGCAAUCGAUGCAAAAAAGCAUUACAA
Drosophila subobscura is the source of this 3321-nucleotide messenger RNA. It is a transcript of the gene Fbp1, whose product is annotated as fat-body protein 1. Bases 94 to 3132 code for a protein of 1012 amino acids. The transcript has 2 exons. NCBI's taxonomy places the organism in Eukaryota, Metazoa, Arthropoda, Insecta, Diptera, Drosophilidae. The record is from RefSeq and is a predicted model, not a curated record.